GAAGGCUUAGAAUUAAUCACCAUGACCAUUACAAUAUCAUUCUCAUAAUGUCAUCUAUUAGCAGAAGUUAGUUUUAUUCAGUAAAAUUAUCAAGAAUCCAAGAAUUUACAGUUAUAAUUAGACCAAACAAAAGAUAAACUAUUUUCCUGAAUUUUAAAAAUAUUCACAUUCUCCAAAGUGAAUUGCAAAUGCAGAUAAGCUACUUGAGAUUUUUAGAGUUGGAACUCAUAUUUCAUGGUGAACAAGUGACCUUAGAUCAAGCCGCUUUUUUUUUUUUUAACCCCUUCUCAGUAUGUUUUUUCACUUGAUCGGCUUUUGAUCCUUCCAUCUCUUAUCCAUCUCAAAAGGCGCAAACUUCUUCCUGCUUCAAACAAGAGAGAAGCAGCAGCGUGAACAAUGGCUCUCUUAAUUUCAUAUCCAGCAUCCACAGUGUGCAUUAGCUGCUCCACAUCUUCCCAGAACCCGGCAAUUUCGUCUCCUUCCCUUCUGAAAAAUCUCAAAAUCCCUCGUUUCUGGCCUUGGCAAAAGGUAAAGAUAGGCCCAUUGGGUGUAUCUCCGAUGGGGUUUGGGACGUGGGCUUGGGGUAAUCAGCUGUUAUGGGGUUAUCAAGAAUCAAUGGAUAAUGAGCUUCAGCAGACUUUCAAUCUUGCUGUUGAAAAUGGGAUUAAUUUAUUUGAUACGGCUGAUUCUUAUGGCACUGGGAAGUUGAAUGGACAAAGCGAGAAGCUUCUCGGGAAGUUUAUCAGCGAGUUUGAAGGAAAUAAGCAGCUGCGGGACAACAUCGUGAUUGCUACAAAAUUUGCUGCUUAUCCAUGGCGUCUAACACCUAAUCAAUUCGUAGAUGCCUGCAAGUCUUCAUUAGACAGGAUUCGGCUUGAUCAAAUUGGAAUAGGACAACUGCACUGGUCAACAGCAAAUUAUGCUCCUCUGCAGGAGCGAGCUCUUUGGGAUGGUUUAGUGGCAAUGUAUGACAAGGGAUUAGUACGAGCGGUUGGUGUGAGCAAUUACGGACCAAAGCAGCUACUAAAAAUACAUGAUUACCUUAAGGCUCGAGGGGUGCCCCUCUGCUCUGCUCAGGUGCAAUUUUCAUUGCUGAGCAUUGGAAAAGAUCAGCUAGAAAUCAAGGAUAUAUGCGACUCUUUGGGUAUUCGUGUAAUUGCUUACAGUCCUUUGGGACUUGGCAUGCUUACUGGAAAAUAUACCCCCUCCAAUCUUCCAAGCGGACCACGGGGGCUUCUGUUUCGGCAAAUUUUACCAGGACUUGAACCGCUGCUGAAUUCUCUUAAAGAGAUUGCACAGAGGAGACGCAAAACCAUUUCACAGGUUGCUAUAAACUGGUGCAUCAGCAAAGGUACCAUUCCAAUCCCCGGAGUGAAGUCGAUAAAACAAGCUGAGGAAAACUUAGGCGCCCUUGGUUGGCAACUUACUUCAGAUGAGCUGCUGCAGUUAGAAUAUGCAGCUCUUGAAUCUCCGCGCAAGAUGGUUCAAAACAUCUUCCAGACAAGAUAAAUCCAAGAGAAGAGACCCCUACUGGAGCAAGGCACAUCCUGAUUGAAUUGCCAUAAAAUCGAAAGGAUCACCAAUCAACUUGAUUAUUUUCGUCCAAAUGUGGCAAUCUCGAUUUCAACCCCGACUUGAUGGGCAACAACAUAAGAACCAGCGGCUGGCAGAAUUACAGAUUCUAAUGGGCAGAUAUGUUAAUUGAAGCUAUAGCAGUAGCUCCCAAACUUCUGUAGUCUCAUUAGAGGUGAUUGUCCUCCAGAACCAAAACGAACCUCACUAAUGAGCGAAGUAAAAUUCAGUGUAGUUGAGCGCUUGCUGUUAUCAGAGACCUUAUGGGUGCAAAUGAACAUACCGGAUUAAACCACCCAACAAUCUCACGCAAACCAAAUUUUGAUA
Molecule: messenger RNA, 1899 nt
Organism: Sesamum indicum (sesame)
Lineage: Eukaryota; Viridiplantae; Streptophyta; Magnoliopsida; Lamiales; Pedaliaceae
Gene: PLR1
Product: NAD(P)-linked oxidoreductase superfamily protein
Cellular component (GO): cytoplasm
Source: RefSeq, a predicted model, not a curated record